CCCCACCAGUUACCUCAUCGCGCUUCACGGGCACUGCAACCCAUCGCAAGCGCCUGUUGCUCGCUGUUGAUUGCUCCGAUCCAGGUGUCGGUCAGUUCGUUCUCUCCGCUCUGCCCGCUGUCGCAGUGUGUCUCGUCCCGCGGCAACAGCGGUCCUCUCCUCCCGUCUUGUUUGGUUCCCGGUCAAGCUGAACUUCCACUUCCUUAUCAAACAACUUGGAACCCAACGGCUCACUAAGGUACCUACUCGUCAGGACUGUUUGCCGCCCCUUUCUGUCAUGCGAAGAUGCUGGACAUUUUCCUGAGCGAAACCACCAGAUGAGAGACAAGGACUCGCGCAACAAGGAAGAGACAGAAGUGUAAGAUAGGCGGUUAGCCAGUUGCCGACGCAGCCGGCGGUCGCGACUCAGCUCUCAGAGGAUCACCGUGAUACCUUCACUUUCCAUCCCAUAGGAUCCGACAUGGACGAUAGUGUUUUCCUGCCGGAUGCUGUAACGGCGGCAGCCUUGGCCCCGACAGCAGUAUCCGUCCCGGUGCUGAAUAAUGCCAGCGCAUGGCACAACUUCACGGUCUGGACCGCCCAGCGCCUGGGUUAUGCGUUCAACGUGACGAAACUGGCGCCUUCGCUCGAGGAUCUAGUCUGGGCAGGGCCCCGGAUGGUGAAGAAGCUGGGGAAGCUGGGCGGCUCAUAUAUCUUUUACCCCGAUGCCAUUGACGGCUUUGGCCAGCGCGUCAUAGCCGAGUCGACCGACCCGGCCGCUUUCUUUGUCACGACUGCUCCCGACAGCACGACUGCUGCCGACGCCGCCCGAGCCAUACUCGAAUCCGCAUCGUCUUCCGCCGCGGCCACUGCUACGGGCCAAGAGUCAGCCGCCUUCGCAUCACGAUUUACAAUGGAGGGCGCCAGAGGUCUAGGGAGCGUCUUCAGCUACGCAACAAGCAAGUGGGCGCUAGCAUGCAUUGUCAUGGCUGUGGUCUUCAACCGGACACACAUCUUCGCCGCUACUCGCCGCCGACUGACGCUACCAUGGACAGUCCGGCUUGCGCUCCGGUUGCCGGUUAUCUUAGUCCUCGCUUGGCAGGUCGAACGGGUCCUCGAAUCGAUACAGUGCCAAACAUCCCCCGAAUUCGCCGAUUUGCGCUGGGGCAAUGCCAGCAAGAGCUCCGAUCUCAUGUUCUCCGAAAAGAAUAACUUUCUCCACGGCUUGAGCUCUACCCUGCUCUUCGGGGCAACCGAUAAACAAUCUUGCCAGGCUAUAAGGAUGGUGCCAUGGGACAACAAUUCGAACGAGCAGCCGCAACUAGUAGGAUCCUUGUCCCGGCUCUGGCCUCUGUUCAUGACUUUCUGUGUGAGCCAGUUCAUCGAGGUCCUCUCUGCGACGGUUCAGGGCCGUCCAGUAGCCGCAGAGACGGGCAUGACGCUUUUCGAGCACUCAUUGGCCUUUGCCGAAGCUGAUGCCGCCAUCAGCAACCAGCUGGGUUGGGGCCUCUUUACGGGCAAGGGGAAUUCUUCCCAGGCAUUAGCGGGAUCUGCUGUUGCUGUCACGCGCAGCAUGAUUCUAAGAAGAGUCAACACGUCUCCAGAAGUUUUGCUGGUUGCGUUUCUCUCCGCCAUGAGCCAUCUCACUAGCCAAAUACUUGGUGUCUUCAACCUACAGUCCAAAUUCCGUUUGAUCAACACUGGUUUCUGGGGACUUUGCUUUAUGGGCAGCAUUGUCUGGGGCGCCGUUACUUUCUCCAUUGAGGAUAGCUCAGCUCAAGCACUCUUGAGGUUCCCUACGGUCGUCAUUAUUGGAUUUGUUCCGCAUGUUCUCAUCAUAUGCGGCAUCUUUAUUUGCAGUGUAAUCUAUUUACUAACCAUGGGCCUCUCAGCGUUCGCUGCUCCUGAAAGCCCUCUUGAGACAGGACAACAACGCCCAACCCUCAGAGACCGCCUUGCUCGAGCCCACGCGAACAUGCAAGCCAAUGGAUCUCUCUCCGAUAUCCGUAUCCGAUGGGACAUGGACUUCUAUACUGCCCUCCUUCGGGCUGGCUUUGGAGCCAUUACCAUGGCUAGUGAGGCUGUCUACCUGAACGAAGACCAUCGGGUGAAUGUAAAGCGCUAUACCUGGUUGGAAGACGAGCGGUUCCGCGAGAUUGAGGAGCUUAGGAUGCAAUGGCUUGGAGGCGGAGGAUCGGGCUCCCGUUUCGACUCCGUCGGUGUCAUCGGUCUCGUACCUGUCAAGGAAGAUCAAGCAAACGCUACGAGCGGUUACGCGAGGGAAAGGGCAGCUCAGAAGAUCCCCCGGAACAGCGUUUCCGCCAGGCGGUUGCGAGACGGGGUGGGCGCCACAGAACGGAGUGGCAGGUGGCUGUUGGCGAUCGAGUAUGUCAUGCACGUCAGCCGCCUGAUCAUCACCACUUGGAUGCUCGUCGUUAUCAAGUUACUCUCUUACUUUGGGAUUCGGAACCCCCCUCGUUGGCUACGGGCGUUGGCCCUUCAGCCACCAAAGCCGGAGACUGCCACCAACGGCAGGAGGUCAGGGCGGAGAGGCGAGCGCGGUGCAACAGCCAUCUGGGUAGACGCAUCAGAUCCCAACUCUUUCCCCGUCCCGCGGAGUGAGCGGGUCGAUGUGGAAGCCGAGUUCCGCCGGCGCCUCCAACAACAACCCCUUAGCAGUGAUCAAACCGGCGCCAGCGAAGCCGACAUCGACUCCAAGCUAUACAGCUGGUUCCUAAACGGCGGCUGGUGGGGAAACAUUGAUACAAGCGGUGACUACGUUCCCCCCGGCGGCGGUACCGACCUAGACGACCCGGACUUCGACACCACAAGCAUCAUCUCCACAACCGAGACCACAUCGCUAUCAGACCUAGACAAUGCCUGGGAGUCCGACAGCGAUAACAACCAUCUCGAAGACGGCCAACGCACACCCACUCAAUCGUCCCCUUACCCAAACAACAAGCCCAACACCCAAAACCCCCUCCAACAAUCCUGGGCCUUCUCCCGGGAAUCCACCCCCGCUCAAGUAGCAGACCUCCCCCUAGCCGCCUCCGACCUCGCCCGCCUCCUCAACCCUCAAUCGCCCGAAGAGCGCGACGAAGCCAUCACCCUCGCCGCCCACUUGUCUUUCGAAGAAGGGAUCAUGACCCGCUCCCGCUUCCGCCAGCACCAAGCGCGCCAGCGCGUCAAGGUACUACUGUCCGGCGCCCAACACCGUCGUUUGUACGGCGGAUACGGCAAGGGAGGACAAAGUACGCAGAUGAUGACGCCCGAGGAAGAGGCGAGGCGGUUGGAACAGAUAUUGUUGUCUAGACGGGCUGCUAAGGCGGCCCCUCCUAACCCAGAGGAGGAGGGAGGGGGUACUGGUACUGGUACAGGUACACAAAGUGGUGGUGGAAGUAAUGACUGGGCAACGGGUGCGGAUGGCCUGGGUAGUGAAGGACCGCAGUGCGUGGUUUGUCAGUGCGCGCCGAGGACGAUUAUCGUUUGGCCGUGUCGGUGUCUGAGUCUUUGCGAUGAGUGCAGGGUUAGUUUGGCGAUGAAUAAUUUUGACAAGUGCGUGUGUUGUCGGAGGGAGGUUAUUAGUUUUAGUAGGAUUUAUGUGCCUUGAUACUUGGGUUAUGAUGGACUUUAUUGGGAGGAGGAAAGAGAUUUCGUAUUCCGAAUGGCUUUACACUACGCACGUAUUUGGUAAUGAAGGAAGAAGUGAGGGACAUGUUUUGAGAAGAGAGCCUUAGAGAUACGGGAGUCGAGUAUUCAACAGCAUGGUGAUCAUUGGAAGUUAGCCAGGUUGUGAAGCAUGCACUGGGGCGAUUGGGAAGCGAUUGAAAGGGCGUUUUGAUGGUUCUUGAUUUGAUGUUGGUUGUCUUUGGGCGAUUUGUUCCUACGAGUUUCUGAAGAGAUCUCGAACGGGGCGAAUACAAGAUAUGCACAAUGAAUGCGAUUUCACACGAUGCAAAAAGUAG
Molecule: messenger RNA, 3944 nt
Organism: Neurospora tetraspora
Lineage: Eukaryota; Fungi; Ascomycota; Sordariomycetes; Sordariales; Sordariaceae
Exons: 1
Coding region: 461-3589 (1042 amino acids)
Biological process (GO): ubiquitin-dependent protein catabolic process; protein ubiquitination
Molecular function (GO): ubiquitin protein ligase activity
Source: RefSeq, a predicted model, not a curated record